AUGGCGUCUUCCUCCAAUGGCAGCGCGGAUGGGUCUGGCCCUCAGAAUGCGACAAAUGCCAAGUCGUCCAACUCGACGGCUUCGCGGAGCACCACUGAUCGUGUAAUAAAAAGUGAGUUGUCGUUGAUGGAAGUUUGCCAAAAGCGAUGUUUUGCGACAAAGUAUGACAUACCCAGUAUAUCUUCUAGUACACAGCAUAACUUCUGAUGUUUUAGCAAAUAAUUACCAUAAAGGGCCUAAAAAAGAGUAUUAUCACUUAAAACUUAUAAAACUUGAUUUAAAACCCAAACCAAUCCUUCAGGUGUACAAUUCCCAAUCAGCGAGCGUCUGAAGCCAGAUGAUGUGUAUGGACGAACGGGUAAACCUCGGACCGAGGUUCUGAAGGAACAUUUCAUUAAGGAGGGCCGGAUCGACGAAGAUGCCGCCCUCCGCAUUAUUAAUGAAUGCACGGCCCUCUUCCGCCAGGAGAAGACCAUGCUCGACAUCGAGGCGCCCGUCACCGUGUGUGGCGACAUCCACGGACAGGUAUUAACUUAAUUUGCAUAUUCCAAUUACAUUUUGUACUCUAAAGAGAUGAUGUACUUACGAGUUUCCAGACUAAUAAUUAUGUUUGUAUUCGAUUGUAGAUGUUAAUCAUUGGUUUGGAACAUUAAUUGCCAUGUAAACGUAUUAUAAAAUGGCAUAAAAACUAAAAUAAUAGGUUCUAUAUAACAAUAUUGCUCCUUUAAUUAUCUAAUUCUUACCUAUUCCAGUUCUACGACCUGAUGAAGCUGUUCGAAGUCGGUGGAUCCCCAGCCAACACCAAGUAUCUGUUCCUGGGCGACUACGUCGAUCGUGGCUACUUCAGUAUAGAGUGUGUGCUGUACCUGUGGGCCCUCAAGAUUUGUUAUCCGAAUACAUUGUUUUUGUUGCGCGGUAAUCACGAAUGUCGACAUUUGACAGAGUAUUUCACUUUUAAGCAGGAGUGUAAGUUUUCCAACCUAUGCCAAUAUAAUACAAUAUAAACUAGGUAAAAUAAUAUAAAAACUUUAGCUUUGAGCUUUAUUGAUCAAGUUUCACAUUUUCGUUCAGUAUAAGAUCUUUUACGACUUUUUCUGGAAGUACGUUUUGAUAAAAUUCGCAAAAAUAUUUUUUUUCGGAACGAGUUUCGCGGGCGCGAAUCGCAGGCGCAGGUCUUCUGCAGUCUGCGCGUAUUUUUUAUACCCUGAUGUUUUGGGACGAUAAAAGUUGAUGUAAAACCACAAAUAGAUACCAAAUUAAUGUUUAAAAACACUUUUAUAGUUAGUUUAUAUAAAAAAUUAUUUUAGGCAAAAUAAAGUACUCGGAGCGGGUGUACGAUGCCUGUAUGGACUCGUUCGACGCCCUUCCCUUGGCCGCCUUGAUGAACCAGCAGUUCUUGUGCGUGCACGGUGGUCUGUCGCCCGAGAUCCACACUCUCGAGGACAUCAAGAAGGUAAGUGUGUCCCCUUGAAUGUUAUACUGGUUUAGUUGGACCGCUUCAAGGAGCCACCUGCCUAUGGGCCCAUGUGCGACUUGUUAUGGUCGGAUCCGUUGGAGGACUUUGGCUCCGACCGACACACCGAACAGUUCUCUCACAACUCAGUCAGAGGCUGCUCCUACUUCUACAGGUAACUCCUCAUGAUAUUUUUUUAAAGAAUGAUAACGUUUUCAAAUGAUAAUUUUGACCUUCAGGUAACAUUAGAAAGGGUUUAUAUUGUUAUAGAUCAGUUAAUAAGUAUUUCUUUUCAGUUAUGGGGCUUGCUGCGAUUUUCUGCAGCACAACAACUUGUUGUCCAUCAUUCGAGCUCACGAAGCGCAGGAUGCUGGCUACAGGAUGUACAAGAAGUCGCAGACUACAGGGUUUCCGUCCUUAAUCACAAUAUUCAGUGCGCCAAACUACUUGGAUGUAUAUAACAACAAAGGUGGGUGACUUUGCUUUAUUUUUGGGUGGAAUGUGUUGUUUUAGAAUUGAUUUACACUAGUUCUCGGUGGUGUAAUUGUUUUCUAAACAUGGCUAAUAUAGGACGCAGUUUACAAAAGAAUCCUGCAAACUGCGAGAGCAAUUAUACGAUUAAACAUGCUUAAUCUUAAACAUGUUUCUAAUUAAAGCUUUGUUUCAGCUGCUAUUCUCAAAUACGAAAACAAUGUCAUGAACAUCAGGCAGUUCAAUUGCUCACCUCACCCCUACUGGCUGCCCAACUUCAUGGAUGUCUUUACCUGGUCAUUGCCGUUUGUCGGCGAGAAAGGUACUCAAUGGUUAAAUUAAAAAUGGCUUGCAAAGUUUUAAAAAGUUCUAAAAGUAAAUGGAAAUUUGUAAAUUAAGGUCGAUUUCUUACGAACCGGUUGAUUUCUAUCUAUUUUUUGACCAAACUUUAAAAAAUAUGUUUGAAGGAUAAUAUGUUUUUUUACCACGAUAACUUUUGUCGUUUAACCACAGUAAUUUACAUUUUAGUGACCGAAAUGCUAGUCCAUAUCUUGAACAUCUGCUCGGACGACGAGCUGAUGGCCGAAGCAGACGACACGUUCGAAGGUAAGUGUGUAGCGGACGACGGUGUAACUGUGAAUCCACAUUCUUUAUAUUCCUGUAGUCCUCGGGUAUACGGUAACUUUAAGCACACGUUUCUAUACCAUUUAUGAGUUAUGUUUUCCACACAGCAAAACUCUUAAAUCCCCAUUCCCUGAAGGCAGAUACGAUGACAGUGAAGACGUCCGAUGUAGGUUUGGAGGCUACACGGGGCUACGGUGUGAGGCUACGAUAGAGGUUGCAGUAUAAGAUAACUUUUUUGACUAUUUUUAUAUAUUAACUUUGAAUGAUUUUGCAAUAAGUUACAAUGCCGUAGUUACAGUUCAGUAAAAUUCUUACUUAUACCGACAGUAGCCUCAUCGUAGCACCGGGUACGCUUCCGAACGUACGACGAUGCUGAGUAGGUACCUCUGGACGUCUGUACCUCUAUAACUAUUUUCUGUGGUUUAGGUAUUUAAAUAUUUCUGGCACUUUUUUCGGCAGGGAGGAGCGGAAGGAAGUACUGUAACCGCCGUUAUAUAUUGACUGGUCGUGGUGGUGAUAUCUUGGGUGUUGUGUCGUGCCCACUAUAGUAUAUUAUGUUUGGCGUACUCGGUUUGACCAUAGUAUACGUAUGUUCUACUACAGUAUAUUAUGUCGGACUACGGUAUCCCACGUUCUUACAGUAUCUUAUGUUUGGCUCACUGACCGUGCUUGUGUUGUCGCAGGUGUACCACGUUGACUUUUGAAAUGAUUGGUUGUUGCGUGCUGACAAGGAUAUUUGCGUGACAGUCGGGGUGACUCUUUUUUUGAACAUAACCACAGUUUUGCCGUAUCGUACCGUAAUCGUAGGCUCCGACCGCUACUUUCUGCCUGUGCCGAUUAAGUUUUGAGGCCAAGCUUUCGAUGUCUAGGCCCACCCGUUCUUGACUAAUAGCCUGAGGCCGAGUGCGUUGACGUGGUUUUUGUUCAGCGACGCAGUGUUUUAGGUAACGACAUGUAGGUAGUAAAAUAAGGUAUAGGGAGAUAGGUAUUUUUGGAAAAUUAUUAGGGUAGUUUAGUCAAAAAGUUUAGAGAGAGAGUCAUUAACGAAGGGUAGUUGAUAAAUGUUUAGGGAUUUUGAUUUAGCACUGUAAGAUAAGUUUGUAGAUGACGUGUAGUAUGUUUUUGCAAAAAAGUACUAUUAUCUAUAUAAGGAAAAAACUUUGUUAAAGUUCGUACUGAUAAGUGACAUAUACCUUUUGUCCAAAAAAGGCUUUUUCAGCUUAUAAUACUUUAAAAAAGACAAUAAGAUUUACAAUUGCCGUACUUGUGCGCACACUGUAACUGUAAGAAGGUAACCUGAGUGUGUUGACUGCCAUGAGUGUGGGUGUGCCUGAUAGUAUCUUGUUGAUAUCUUCUGUAGCCGUUUUGCAUCAGGGGAUGGGAGAGGAAUGACUAUUGACCCUGGGGCCAUUUGUAUAAUUUUCUUUAAUAAUACCAUAUUUUCAUGUCCGGUUCAGGAUCCGAAGGUAAGUGGACUGGCCCGACCGCAGUAACCAGUCGAUUUCUUUUUUUAUUUUUGUUUGUUAACACUAAUACUGUGCCGUGCUCAACCUUUUUCGUUUAAUCGUAUCGUUUUCGCUUCAUUGUGCCGCCUCUUUGAUGUGAAGCUACAGUAGUACGCUGUAUACGGUAUUCUGAAUGUCGUGUACGGUGGGUGUGGGUGGUGUACAAAGGGGGUGUUGACGAAGGUACAGCAAUGUUUACAAGUCGAAAAGAGUGUUUUCAAGUUGAAAAAACUGUUUACAGUCUGGAUAAGGCUGUUUACAGUAAUGUUUACAAAUUUGACAAUACAAGAUUACUGUAUUUUUUGAAAAAGUUUCUGAUAUAUUCUGUAAAUUUUGACAAUAUACAGUAAAUUUCUAAAGGGUACUGUAAAAGCAUCGUAUUUCGAAAGAAAAAACAUUCACAGCACAAUACAGUACAACCCUACCGUACACCGCCCACCGUAGGCUUCGCAUCGGACUGGACUGACUUCCGUUCCCUCUUCCACUUUCGGCCGUUAUUUCUUUGGUUAAUCACACUGAGCCGUUCUCUUUAUUCGAUCACUGUGUGCCAUUCUUUUUGAGUCGUACUCCCAAUUUCUAUUGCAGGAGGGAUACCGUCGGCACGAAAAGAAGUCAUCAGACACAAGAUCCGUGCCAUUGGCAAGAUGGCUCGGACGUUCUCCGUUCUCAGGUACGUUUGGGAGUCAUUGUGAGGGGUCAGAUGACAUUCGAAGGUCAUGAAAGACAUCAUGAGGUUCAAAUGUUAUCGUGACACUGCUUGGUCAGUCCAAAAGUUCUUGGAUUUUGCGCAAAAGCAUUUGAAAAUGACUGUACCGUGCUGUAACUGUAUUAUUGCACAGUGCAGAUUCUGCCAAGACUUUUGGGCUUCCUGAGUACUAGUUUCUGCACUGUGUCUUAAUCGGGUGUGCUUCUUGACCUAACGGCGUGACAUUGCGUGUUUCAGGGAAGAAAGCGAGUCCGUGCUCCAACUCAAGGGCCUCACGCCCACUGGAACGUUGCCGCUGGGCACGUUGGCAGAAGGCCGCCGUGGCAUUCAAGAUGGUAGGUUUGCUAACAAAGUAAUAGCGUAUCUACAACAUGCGACAAGUUAACCUUAAAUUUGCUGUUAAAGUACAGUAACCCUCACCAAUAACUUUACAGUAGUACGGUUGAGUAUUGUAAGGUAAUAUGAUCCUACUGUAUCUUUGGAUACCGUAAGAACGAUAUUACAGUAAGGUCAAAACUUACUGUAAUUCAAACAUUACUAUAAUCUGACUGAAUGCAGUAAGAGUGAAGUUACAGUAACCUCACGAGUCAAAGUAACCUUACUAAGUACAGUAAUCUCGGUUUGCGGUUCGAGUCUUUGUAUAUCAGUUUACAUUGUCAUGUUUAAGACACGAAAGCGAGACCGUUGUACAACUCAAAGGCCUCAACCCCGCAGGCAAAUUGCCGCAGGGCGUUCUGUCGGGAGGGAAGCCGGCCUUACAAGAGUGUAAGUUUAAGGAUACUGUAAGAUUUGUGGCCGAAUUGCGUGUCAGUUUGUUGACCCAAAUACGUUUUGUACGAUUGUUACAGUAGACCAGGAAAACAACUUUUUAUUAAUUUUUGGACAAACUACCUGGUUUUGAUUAAAGAGUACUGUAAUUAUGAUACAAAACACUAAUUUAGGUAACAAAAUUUACAGUAGGAACUUUUACACAUUUAGUUUUUUUUACAAAUAACUGUUAAAGAAAUAGACAUAUAGCUUUGUAUACAACAGUACCAUAAGAUGUCGCAUGUUGUAGUUACGGUAGAUGUUGUAUCGUCUCUCCGACGCCAGAAGAACUAACUAAUCCAUCUCUUUACAGCCAAAAUUUCAGCCUUACAAGGCGUGGAACCUGGCCACAAGAUCGAGACCUUCGACGAGGCCAAGAUGCUGGACAGGAUCAACGAGCGGAUGCCCCCGCCCAAGGGGAGCAGCCCCCACUCCCAAAGCCCGUCCACCUCCCCCGGCCCCUCCCGCCACCCCUCGGCCUCCAACCACUCCAAUCAGGUCAACAACUCCACCAACGACACCAGCCGGAGUACCAAGUCUUAG
This is a messenger RNA of Bursaphelenchus okinawaensis, 6109 nucleotides long. The record is from the annotation of a GenBank genome assembly. NCBI's taxonomy places the organism in Eukaryota, Metazoa, Nematoda, Chromadorea, Rhabditida, Aphelenchoididae.